AUGUCCGACCAGCCUUCAUCAUCAGCGGCCGUCGCCGCUCCAGCUACAUCCCAAGGCUUACAAGCACCUCCUACACCUCUUCCAGACGCGUCAGAACAAGCGACAACCACAGGUGGCCGCUCAUUACGAAAGCGCGCAGCGACUGGCACCUCUUUCGCUGAACCUCCAUCGCCUACCGAUGAAUAUCUCCCAGAUUAUCUCACUCCAUCGUCUACGGGCGGGAAUGGUGGAGGUGAGGGAGCCCCUGGCGACAGAACAACGCGCUCCGGGACGGCGUUUGCGAAUAGGCCCAAAUGGAUGCCCAAACUCAAGCUUAAAGUCAGCGAAGGGGCAGAUGGGAGACGUCAGAGCUUUUUGGGCCCGUAUGAUCGCGAUUUGGACUCGGAAGAUGAAGAGUUGGUGUUUGAAGAGCAGUUUAUUCUCAAGAUGCCGCCUGGAAAAGACUGUGAUAGGCUUCGAGAGAUUGCUAGCAAACGUGGCACUGCACCAGAUAUCUGGUUCAAGUUUAAAGAUCCUAGAAGAGCUGUAUUUCAUAUCGGAGACUCACUUCAUCCUGCUAAAUUGGUCGACAUGCCCAGUAUUGUCGAAUCAUCCAAGACGCUCGACAACAAGCACAUGUUCAAGGUCGCCGACAUCUGCCAGAUGCUCGUUGUAGAUGAGGCAACACUUCCCAACGAAGACGCGCUGCUCGCGCAGAAAAGGGCGUUCAACGCCAACGAAUUCGUUUGGCCGCACGGUAUGACACCUCCACUGCGCCACGUCCGCAAACGACGCUUCCGAAAGCGACUCAAUAGACAGGCAAUUGAGACUGUCGAAAACGAAGUCGCACGUCUGCUGGCUGAAGAAAAGAAUUGCUCGCGUGUCGAGGAACGUGUGAUUGAAGACGCUGCAGAGGACUUGUCCGACUCGGAGUACAUUGCCCAAGUCUUCCCUCCAGCGACACCCGACGAGAAUGCCUCUGAUGCGGGUGAUGUGAAAGAGGAAAACGAUGACGAGAUUUUCGCUGCAGCCAUAGCGGACGCACUCCGUGAAGCGUCAGAGGAAGAGGAAGAAGAGGAAGAAGAAGAAGAGGCGAGUGAAGGAGGAAGCGAUGGCGAAGGAAGUGGUAGCGGGAGUGGGAGUGGGAGUGACUCUGGAGAAGAUGAAGACGAUGAUGACGAAGAGUAUAGUGGCGCCAAAAAGCUCGUCGACGAUGAAAUUCGGCAGCUCGAGACGGCAAUUGCGAAAAAGAAUGAAGAUAUUGCCAAGGUUACCAAUGUGGCUCUCAAGACGCGCUUUAUCAAUGCUGUGGCCAAGAUGACGGCCGACCUCGAGGGAAAGCUAGCUUUGCGGGAGCAAAUUAUGGCCGAACACCGUGCUCAGCGGGAGCGCGACGCAAUGGAGGAAGGUGCAGACUCAUCAGACGAGGGCGAAGAGGGCGAAGAAUUCUAUGGCGAGCCAAUGGAUAUGGCUUAA
Messenger RNA from Serendipita indica DSM 11827, 1455 nucleotides. The record is from the annotation of a GenBank genome assembly. Lineage: Eukaryota; Fungi; Basidiomycota; Agaricomycetes; Sebacinales; Serendipitaceae.